GGGCCCCCUGAUGAACAUGGAAACCAGCCUCACUAUUACUGGCCCUUUGCUACCAGUGAUCUUUAUAACUGGUGCCGUCAGCAUGCCAAUUUCUCUGAUAACCCUAGAGAUUUGAUUAACCUGUUAGAAACUGUCUUGUUUACCCAUCAGCCCACUUGGGAUGACUGUCAGCAGCUUCUGCAGGUCCUGUUCACCACUGAAGAGCGAGAGAGGAUUCAAAAUGAGGCCAGGAAAUUGGUUCCUGGUGACAAUGGUCAACCCACCACCAAUGCUGACACUAUCAACACUUCUUUUCCUCUGUCCCGACCCAACUGGGAUUUCAACAUGGCAGAAGGUAAGGAGAGGCUUCAGGUCUAUCGCCAGGCUCUGCUGGGAGGUCUCAAAGCAGUGGCAAGGAAGCCCACCAAUUUGGCUAAGGUAGGGGAUGUACAACAAAAGUUAGAUGAAAGCCCUGCUGCUUUCUUAGAAAGAAUUCAGGAAGCCUUCCGUAGGUAUACUCCUAUGGACCCAGAAGCAAUUGAGACAAAGGCAGCUGUGAUAAUACAUUUUGUCAACCAGGCGGCACCAGACAUUAAGAGAAAGUUACAGAAAGUAGAUAGGUUAAGAGAAAAGAGUAUUCAGGACUUAGUGGCAGUGGCAGAGAGAGUGUAUAACAAUAGAGAAACAGCAGAGGAGAAACGAGAAAAAGCUGAUGACCGCCAGACCCGAAACUUAGCUCGGAUCCUUCUGGCUGCCACUGCGGGAGAACAAAGGGAACGUGAACGUAGGCUAAGAAAGACUGCGGUGGAAGGAGAAGGCAAGGAGAGACGCAGAGAGCAUCCCCAGUUAGGAAAGAAUCAAUGUGCUCAUUGCAAAGAAUACGGCCACUGGGCCAAGGACUGUCCCAAAAAGAAACAACAGGAAGGUCGCCCCAAGGCCCCUAUCCUGGCCGUGGAUAAACUAGAUGAUUAGGGGGGACGGGGUUUGGCACCCCUCCCCGAGCCCAGGGUAACCCUAAAAGUGGAGGGGAGAUCUGUCGAGUUCCUAGUGGAUACAGGGGCUCAACAUUCAGUCCUACUUGAACCAUGUGGCCAUGUUUCUGAUAAAACCUCUUGGGUUCAAGGAGCUAUAGGCAUGAAAAAGUAUUCAGGGACUACCCAAAGAACAGUGGACUUGGGAGUGGGCUGAGUAACCCACUCAUUUAUGGUUAUACCAGACUGCCCCUACCCCUUAUUGGGAAGAGACUUGCUUACUAUUGGGGCCCAAAUUCAUUUCCAACCCAGGGGCACAAAAGUCCUUAAUCAGGAGGGAAGGCCCAUUCAGGUGCUAACCAUAAACUUAGAAGAUGAAUAUCUGCUACAUCAGAAGAGGGCCCCUCCUGAUCCUGACAUGGAACAAUGGCUCACCAUGUUCCCACAAGCAUGGGCAGAGACUGGAGGCAUGGGACUAGCUGUGCACAGAGCACCAGUGUUUGUGGAGAUAAAACCUGGAGCAGACCCUGUGCGAGUCUGCCAGUAUCCUAUGCCCCUAGAGGCCCAGAAGGGAAUAACUCCACACAUCAGGAGGUUGCUUGCUCAGGGGAUUCUCAGGCCUUGUCAAUCAGCCUGGAACACCCCCUUGUUGCCGGUACGGAAACCUCAUUCAAAUGACUAUCAGCCAGUGCAGGAUCUCCAGGAAGUGAACAAGAGGGUUAUGGACAUCCACCCUACGGUGCCUAAUCCAUACACCCUUUUGAGUUCACUUCCCCCAAGCCAUCAAUGGUACACAGUCUUGGAUCUCAAAGAUGCUUUUUUCAGCCUUCCGCUGGCACCCAAAAGCCAACACAUCUUUGCAUUUGAAUGGAGUGACCCGGAACAAGGCCUCAAUGGACAGCUGACAUGGACCCGAUUACCCCAAGGGUUCAAAAAUUCUCCCACCAUCUUUGAUGAGGCCCUGCAUGAAGACCUGGGUGAGUUUCGCCUCCAAAACCACCAAUUGACUCUGUUACAAUAUGUAGAUGAUCUCCUCAUAGCAGCUGAAAUGCGGGAAGACUGCCUAAGUGGAACCAAGAAACUCUUGAUGGUCAUAGGGGAACUGGGGUACCGGGCGUCCGCCAAAAAGGCCCAGAUCUGCAAACCCGAGGUAAGCUACUUGGGGUACAUGCUUAGAGAGGGGCAAAGAUGGCUGUCGGACGCUAGAAAAGAGACAGUUCUUAAGAUACCCACCCCAGAUUCCCCUCGGAAAGUUAGAGAGUUCUUGGGAUCGGCUGGCUUCUGCCGCCUAUGGAUACUGGGGUUUGCGGAGCUCGCAAGGCCCCUUUACGAGGCAACCAAAGACAAUCAGGCUUUUCAAUGGACAGAGAAGCUACAAAAAUCUUUUGACCAAGUUAAAACAGCCUUGCUGGUGGCACCGGCCUUGAGCUUGCCCGAUAUUACUAAGCCAUUCCACCUUUACAUUGAUGAAAACAAAGGGGUCGCCAAGGGCAUCCUAGUCCAGUAUCUAGGGCCAUGGCGCCGCCCAGUGGUGUACCUAUCAAAAAGACUUGAUCCAGUUGCAUCAGGAUGGCCCCCGUGUCUAAGAAUGAUUGCAGCAGUGGCUCUAAUGGUCAAAGAUGCUGACAAGUUAACGUUGGACCAAGAACUGUACGUAACCACCCCUCACGCUGUUGAGGGAGUCCUAAAACAGCCUCCGGAUAGAUGGCUCAGUAAUGCCUGCCUGACUCACUACCAGAGCUUACUCCUGAAUCCAGCCCAAGUUGUUUUUCAGACCCCGGCUGCCUUAAACCCGGCCACAUUGUUGCCAGACCCGGACUUAGAGGGCCCGCUUCAUGACUGCACAGACAUCCUAGCUCAGGUGCAUGGAAUUCGAGCGGAUCUGAAAGACCAACCGUGGCCAGAUGCAGAUAAUACCUGGUACACUGAUGGGAGCAGCUUUGUUCGCGAUGGCCACAGGUAUGCUGGGGCAGCUGUGGUAACAGAGACCGAGGUCAUUUGGGCAGAACCAUUGCCCACCGGGACCUCAGCACAACGGGCGGAGCUCGUAGCUCUGACCAAAGCGUUGACUCUAGGACAGGGCCAAAAGUUAAAUGUAUACACAGAUAGCCGGUAUGCCUUUGCCACCGUGCACAUCCAUGGGGCCAUCUACAAGGAAAGGGGACUACUGACAGCUGAAGGAAAGACUAUUAAAAACAAAGAGGAGAUCCUUGCCCUCUUAACAGCCCUCUGGCUACCUAAAAAAUUGGCCAUUAUCCAUUGCCCAGGACACCAAAAAGGCGACACUCCAAUUGCCAGAGGAAAUAAUCUAGCUGACCAGAUGGCCCAAGAAAUAGCCCUAAAGAUUAAUCUGACAUUAGCCACUCAGCUGCCUGAUCCAGGAGGUGCUGCCCUGCCAGAAAAACCCCAGUACACUGAAAAAGAUUUAAAUUGGAUAAAACAAUUACCUAUGCCUCAGUGCCUCAAUGGGUGGUGGAAAUCUUCUGAUUGUAAAGUCAUCUUGCCUAAAGCGCUGGGAGAACAAGUUCUCUCCAAAAUGCACCGGACCACCCAUAUGGGCACUCGAAAAAUGCAAGACCUCCUGAGACAUGCUGAAAUAAAGAUUUGUGAUGCUAAUUCUAAAAUUGAACAUAUUGUUGCCACCUGCAAAGCCUGUCAAUUGACAAAUGCCACCCACAAUAAAGCCAACCCAGGCAAUAGGCUGAGAGGGAACCGACCUGGAACAUAUUGGGAAUUGGACUUCACCGAGGUGAAACCUGGAAGGUAUGGUUAUAAGUACCUGUUAGUUUUUGUAGACACAUUUUCAGGAUGGACAGAAGCUUUUCCUACCAAACAUGAAACAGCACGAAGUGUGACCAAAAAACUGCUAGAAGACAUCCUGCCAAGAUAUGGUUUUCCAGUAAUGUCAGGAUCAGACAAUGGACCCGCCUUCAUUUCCAAGGUGAGUCAAACUUUAGCACAGAUCUUGGGGACAGAUUGGAAAUUACAUUGUGCAUAUAGACCCCAAAGUUCAGGACAGGUAGAGAGGAUGAAUAGAACUUUAAAAGAGACCUUAACUAAAUUAACCUUAGAGACUGGCGGUGACUGGGUGACUCUCCUUCCCUUUGCCCUCUAUAGGGUAUGCAAUUCACCCUAUAAGAUGGGACUAACUCCCUUUGAAAUUAUGUUUGGAAUUCCCCCUCCCAUUAUUCCCAACCUUCAGUUGAAUAUGCUUGUUGAAUUUGAUGAUCAAAAGUUGCUACUUUCUUUAAAAAGCCUCCAAUGUGUACAUGAAGAUAUCUGGCCUAAAUUAGAAGCCUUGUACCAGACCGGACCACCUCCUGAGCCCCAUCGCUAUCGACCAGGAGACUGGGUCUUCGUCCGGAGGCAUCGACAGAAGGACCUUGAGCCCCGUUGGAAAGGAUCCUACGUCACAGUCCUGGCCACGCCCACCACUCUUGAGGUCGACAGGAUCGCCUUGUGGGUGCACUACACCCACAUCCGUCCCGCGGACCCACACGCUGUCCUAGAAGACUUUGUUCCGACAUGGCAGGUGUCCAAGGACCAAGACAAUCCUCUCAAACUCAAGCUGAGUCGUCAACGGUCAUGAUCGUGGUAACUGUACUUUUGACACCCAUAUUAGGACAAAACCCACAUGCUCCCCUAAAUUUAACUUGGAUGAUCAUUAGCACCUCCACAGGUGACAUUAUUAACAGCUCAUCCAAGGUGAGCCCACCGUUGACCUGGUGGCCUGCCCUAGAGUUUGAUCUCUGUCGACUGGCCACUGGCAGUUGGGAUAUCGGACACUGGAGCCUAGAGUCACGGGGAAGGCCAGAAUGUGGGGAAACACAAAAGGGAUGUACCCUCCCCCCGGUCGAUUCACGAAAACCGGGUUGCAACCAUGUAAUUCGCAGGGCAAUAUUACAAGAUACCUCCUUCUACGUCUGUCCAGGAGGGGGGCGUACUAGAAGCCAAAUUGUAACUUGUGGGGGUGCUGAACAGUUCUUUUGCAAAAAUUGGGGUUGUGAGUCAACGGGGGCCAUAACUUGGAAACCCUCCAUUACAACUGAUUUUAUUUCGGUUGACACGAUUCCCCAACAAAAGUUGGCAUACAACCCUCUCUACGGCCACUGUACCCAAUUUCUGUGUAACCCCAUCCAUAUUACCUUUACGGACCCGGGCAAACAGUUCACAAAUUGGGAGGCAGGCCGCAGUUGGGGGUUGCGAUUAUAUGAAAAUGGAUAUGAUAAUGGGUUACUUUUUACUAUAAAACUAAAAAUAGAGCCGCUUGCCAUAGGGCCUCCCCAACUGAUAGGGCCAAAUCUGGCACUAGCCCCUAUAGCUCCUCUCAGACCUACUAAGCCCCCUCCCCCAGAAAGCUCAGCUAUGCCACCAGAAACAAAUACCUCCAUACAGGCACCAAACCUAACCUCCACUUCCACAUUCCUACCCUCCGUUCAGAUGACCACCCAGGCAGAAAAAGUCAACCAUAGCCAGGACCAAGACCCCCUUUGGGAACUGAUGGUCCACACCUUUAAGGCCCUAAAUGAGUCUAGGCCAGACCUAACUCAGUCUUGCUGGUUAUGCUAUGAUAUCAAGCCCCCUUAUUAUGAGGCAAUAGCUUAUCUAGACAAUUUCACUAAAUCAGACAGUCCGACUCAGUGUAGAUGGCAACAAAAAGGGACAGCUAGACUGACCCUACAGUUGGUAACUGGACAAGGAACUUGUGUUGGCAGUGUCCCGGCCUCCCACCAACACCUUUGUAAUAAAACCUUUUUUCGGCCUAGACCAAAAUAUCUCAUUCCCUCUUUUGACGGAUGGUGGGCCUGCUCCUCUGGACUCACCCCCUGUGUACAUGGACAAGUGCUGAGGCGGACUGGAGAUUUCUGUGUACUAGUACAAUUGGUCCCCCGACUAUUAUAUCACUCAGAAAAAGACAUCCUCAGUCGCCUGACUGAGACCCAAGUCAGGGUUAAACGAGAGCCCGUAACGGCCAUUACUCUGACCGUUCUCCUAGGUUUGGGACUAGCCGGGGCAGGAACGGGAAUUUCAUCACUAGUACUACACAAUAAACACUAAAAUGAUUUAAGGGCAGCCAUAGAUAUAGAUAUUGAAAGACUAGAAAGCUCCAUCUCCCACCUCCAAGAGUCUCUAACUUCCCUGGCAGAGGCAGUCCUCCAAAACCAAAGGGGGCUAGAUUUAAUUUUUCUUCAACAGGGAGGACUCUGCAUUGCCUUAGGUGAAGAAUGUUGCUUCUAUGUAGAUCAUUCAGGAGUGGUCAAAGAAUCUAUGGCCAAAGUUAGAGAAGGCAUCGCCAAACGCAAAAGAGAAAGAGAACAAUCUCAAAACUGGUUCGAAUCCUGGUUUAAUUCCUCCCCUUGGCUAACUACCCUAAUCUCUACCCUGCUAGGCCCCUUGCUUAUCCUGUUACUACUGUUAACCUUUGGACCUUGUAUACUCAAUAGACUGGUUUCAUUCAU
This is a messenger RNA of Heterocephalus glaber (naked mole-rat), 6409 nucleotides long. Lineage: Eukaryota; Metazoa; Chordata; Mammalia; Rodentia; Bathyergidae. The record is from RefSeq and is a predicted model, not a curated record.